Owenia fusiformis is the source of this 1780-nucleotide messenger RNA. NCBI's taxonomy places the organism in Eukaryota, Metazoa, Annelida, Polychaeta, Sabellida, Oweniidae. The record is from the annotation of a GenBank genome assembly.
AGAACUAUGGCAGGUCCAAGAUUUCUGAAAAUAUUUCGUUGCAGAUAUUCAUCACAUUUAGUAUCUGACAGACAAUUUUCAGCAUUAAAAACAGUCCAGCGAUGUUUAUCAACAUCUCGGACAUCGUUUGCCGAAUCUGCGGAUUUGACAAAGGAGGCAAUAUUUGGAAAUGACCAUAUUGAAAUGAGGCGCUCUCUGAACAAGAUCAUUGAAAAGGAGAUUAAUCCUUAUGUCGACCAGUGGGAGGAAGAACGAAGUUUCCCAGCACAUGAGGUGUUUAAGAAGUUAGGAGAUGCAGGUUUACUUGGAGUCUGUAAGCCUGUAGAGAAUGGUGGGCUGGGUCUGGAUUACUCUUACAGUGUAGCAGUGGCAGAGGAACUGGGUAACAUCAAAUGUGGAGCUAUCCCCAUGGCAAUAGGUGUGCAAACAGACAUGUCUACACCAGCAUUAGCAAAGUUUGGCAGUGAUGUGGUAAAGAAAGAGUUCCUGGAGCCUUCCAUCAAGGGAGAUUAUGUGGCCUGUCUAGGUGUAAGUGAAGUGGGGUCUGGAUCAGAUGUAGCAAGUAUUGUUACCAAAGCUGAAAAGCGAGGUGGUGACUACAUCAUUAAUGGGGGUAAAAUGUGGACAACUAAUGGGGCCCAGGCUGACUGGAUGUGUCUUUUAGCCAACACAGGUGAAGGGAAACCUCAUCAGAAUAAAUCCCUGCUCUGCAUGCCCAUGAACCUUCCUGGUGUUACAGUAGCAAAGAAAAUAGACAAGUUGGGAAUGUGGUCGUCGGACACUGCUCAGAUCUACCUUGAAAAUGUGCGUAUACCUCAGAGCUACAUCAUCGGAGAGGAAGGAAUGGGAUUCACAUACCAAAUGUUGCAGUUUCAGGAAGAGCGUCUCUGGGCAGUUGCUGCAGCCCUGUUGCCUCUAGAAGAGUGUAUCAAUGCAACCGCAGAGUACUGUAAAGCAAGGAUGGUCUUUGGUCAGCCACUUCUCAACAAUCAGGUCAUUCACUUUAGACUGGCUGAGAUGCAAACUGAAGUUGAAGCAUUGAGGUCAUUGCUUUACAGAGCUACAGGUAUGUACUUGGAGGGGAAUGAUGUCACUAAGCUUGCCUCUAUGUGCAAGUUGAAGGUAGGCAGACUGGCCAGAGAGAUCACAGAUGGCUGUCUCCAAUACUGGGGAGGCAUGGGCUACACCAGUGAUGUCCUCAUAAAUAGAUUCCACAGAGAUUUCAGACUGGUAUCCAUUGGAGGGGGAGCAGAUGAGGUUAUGCUGGGAAUUAUAUGUAAAUACAUGGAUAUAGGACCUACCCUACCAUCCAAGAAGAAAUAAACUAAUUUGACAUAAAGAAACAUAUACAAUACCCAGAUAAUAAUGAGUAGCUUGCUCAAUUUUUUCCAUGUCAUUAAAAGGCUUUUAUAUUGGCAAUUGAUUCAAUAUUCAAGAUUAAAAGUGGAUCUAGUAACGUACAUGUAUCCAGUUUCUGGUUACAGUACACCUAGCAAUCUGAACACUUUUGACUGGAUCCAGUUGCAUUCUGAUUAGACAGGUUUUACUGUAUGCAAGGGUAAUUUGAGCAUUCACUCAACAAAAUGUUGAUUGUGGCCACCAGCUGGACAGUGCACAAGUUGAUUAAAGUAUUAUAAAGCAACAUAUCAAUGCAAUAUUAGCCAGAUAAAUAGGCAAAUUGAUUGAUUUAAUGUUAUAAUCUCAGGUGAUACUAUAUAUUGUACAAUCACAGUACAUUCACAUGUACAAUAAUUUGUCUAAUACUUUUUCAAUUCAUAAU